Molecule: messenger RNA, 6077 nt
Organism: Selaginella moellendorffii
Lineage: Eukaryota; Viridiplantae; Streptophyta; Lycopodiopsida; Selaginellales; Selaginellaceae
Product: CCR4-NOT transcription complex subunit 1
Exons: 41
Coding region: 56-5851 (1931 amino acids)
Biological process (GO): nuclear-transcribed mRNA catabolic process, deadenylation-dependent decay
Cellular component (GO): P-body; CCR4-NOT core complex
Molecular function (GO): molecular adaptor activity
Source: RefSeq, a predicted model, not a curated record
CGCGCGCCGCGUGAAAUUCCAAGGCGCGACCACGAUGUUGUAGCGGCCGACGGCAAUGGCAUCGCAAGCUACUGCCGGUGAUCAUGCUCCAGGGCAAGAGCUCAGAGAUUGCCUGAGGAGAUUUGACGCUGUUGCUACCAGCGACCCCGAUACUUCGGAGGCGCUCUUGCAGCUAGAGGGCUCUUUGCAAGCUGGGCUCGUAUUGGAGGAGCUCGGCCAUGCAUGCUCCGUGGAUGCCACUCACUGCAAAAGGCUACUGUCGUUCUUCCUUCCUCUAAACGAGAAGGAUGUAGCGCAGAUAAUUGGGCUGGUGUCGCGAACUCAUCUCGGAGUCGAGGACGUCCAUGGAGCUUAUGCCACUGUCUUCUCGGUGCUCUGCGACAGCCCCUCCUACGUAGGUGAUUCUCCGUGGUUGAGUACAUGGAAUCAGGAUGUUCUGAUCGAUACUUUGAAAGAGCUGGCUCCUGCCCUGGACUGGCGGCUAGUGAUAGAGAAUCUCGAUCAUGAAGGGUUUUUCGUUCCCGACCAACAGGCUCUGUCGGUUCUUAUGUCAUUCUUUACAAGGAACUCUCAGGAUACGUUCCCUAUACAAGCUGUUUGCGGGAGGAUUUGGAAAAAUACAGAAGGACAACUCUCAUUUUUACGGCAUGCAGCCGUUGCGCCACCUGAAAUUUUUACGUUCGCAAGCUCUCACAGAAAACAGGUAAUGCUUUUUUAUAUCCUGUUUUUAUUGAACUUCUUAUUUCUUUUCUUAUUUUUCUUGAAGAUGCUGCUGGAAGGUUACCAUAGGUUUGCGUUUGGUAGUCCAAACCAUGCUUGGCUAUCCAUGGAUUUACUUGAAACGCUGUGCCGGCUAGCAGAGUUAGGCCACGGGGAGGCCGUUCGAUCUCUGCUAGAAUACCCUGCGAAGCACUGUCCGGAGCUGCUUCUCACCGGAUUAGCCCAGCUGAAGACGGACUGGAACCUUGUUCAAAACGAAUAUUUUACGCCGUUGUUUUCUGCGUAUCUUGGCAUAAAUCAGCAUGCAAGUCUCGUAAUGCAUCAACUAUGGCUUUUAAGUAGGGAGCUAAUGAAAAAAGCCAUGGUCGAGAUCCACUCCAAAGAGCCAAGCGCAAUUGGUCGUAUCCUAGACGUUUGUCAGGAGUUAAAGGUUCUUUCGGAAGUGCUCGAUGGUACACCUUUUCAGUUCUCUAUUGAUCUCGCAGCGUUAGCAGGAAGAAGAGAGUUCCUGAACCUUGAGAAGUGGUUGCACGACAAUCUAGUAGUAUAUCAGGAACCCUUGUUUCAGGCCUGUUUGAGCUUUCUGAGGGAGAGAUUGUUAGUGGAAAGUUUUAAUGGACAGUCGGGAACUCCCCGGAGUGGACCGAUUGGACUUUCUAUGGAAACAACGGCAAUCUUUUUCAAGGUACUCCAAGCAUUUUCAGCCCAGUUAUCUUCGAGAGAACUUGUCGAAGAAAUGAGACGUGUGCACGCGGCUGCAAUUCGUGCAAAUCCACGUCUUCUUAGCGGUGCGGGUACUGAGCAGUCGUCGUCUGAAGCAUUUUCAAGUGAUGUUGAAGAGGAGGCAAACGUUUACUUUCAGAAGAUAUACAAAGGCCAGCUUACCAUCGAAAACGUUGUGGAGAUGUUAGAAAGGCUCAAUGGAUCUUCAGUACCAAGGGAGCACGAAGUAUUUUCAUGUAUGAUUCAUAGUCUGUUUGAUGAAUAUCGCUUCUUUCCAAGAUACCCGGAGCGAGAACUCAAAAUUACUGCUGUGCUAUUUGGUAAACUUAUAAGUCAUCAGCUGGUGUCAUCGAUCACCUUAGGCGUCGCCUUACGUUGCGUUUUAGACUCCUUGCGCAAAACUCCUGACUCGAAGAUGUUUUCAUUUGGCAUGACUGCACUGGAGCAAUUCAGAAGCCGGCUUGAAGAAUGGCCACAGUACUGCAAUCAUAUCUUGCAGAUAUCUCACAUGAGAGACGGCCAUAUGGAUCUUGUUGAUUAUAUUGAGCGGUCGCUGGCACGCGCAUCGUCCACGCAAACUGACGUCCUAGCAAAUCCUUCUAGUGAUCAACAGAACGCUCAAGUGCAGCCUGAGCUGGACGCUGCGCAGAACCUGAAUCCGCAGCAGCAGGAGGAGCGUAGUGCAGGUGGUACGCUGGUGGCGAACAAACCUCUUUCACAAUCCGUUUCCUCUACCGCUCAACUGUAUGAAAUACUGAAGGGGCAACAAAAGGCUAUGAAUGCUCAACAAUCUAGUUCGCACUUCUCGAAACCAGCGAGAACUAUGUCAGUUCCAGGCCGACAUGUAACUACUCCUGGAUUUGGACAUGCGUUGAACAUUGAGACACUGGUCGCAGCUGCCGAAAGGAGAGAUCCAAUUGAAAAUCCCAGCCUUGAGACGGAGGACAAGGUUGCCUUUAUUAUCAACAAUAUAUCUGUAGCGAAUUAUGAAGCGAAAGCAAAGGAGUGCUUAGAAGUUUUGAAAGACAAAUACUACCCCUGGUUCGCUCAAUAUAUGGUUAUGAAGAGGGCGAGCAUUGAACCAAACUUUCAUGAUAUUUACCUGAAGGUCCUCGAUAAAAUGAAUUCAAGAGCUUUGGAUCAGGAAAUUGUCAAUGCCACGUACCAGAAUUGCAAGGUGCUUUUGGGAUCGGAACUGAUCAAGUCAAGUUCGGAAGAGCGCUCGCUUUUAAAGAAUUUGGGCAGCUGGCUGGGAAAACUUACAAUUGGGCGGAAUAAAGUUCUGAAGGCCAAAGAAAUUGACCCGAAAACACUGAUUACGGAGGCAUAUGAGAGGGGGCUGAUGAUUGCUGUUAUACCAUUUACUUCCAAGAUUUUGGAACCAUGCCAAACAAGUCAAGUGUAUCAACCUCCUAAUCCCUGGACAAUGGGUAUUCUGGGCCUUCUAUCCGAAAUUUAUGCGCUUCCGAACUUAAAGAUGAACCUGAAAUUUGACAUUGAGGUUCUUUUCAAGCAUCUUGGUGUCGAAAUGAAGGACGUAAAGCAAACACAACUAGUAAAAGGCAGAAUGCGUGAAGUUGAAGGAAAUCCCGACUUCUCCAAUAAAGAACUUAUUGCUGCUACCCAUCCACCAGCUACCACGGAGCAUAGCAUAAUAUCUAACCUCAAUCAGGUGGAGUUUCUCCCGGAGCUGCCGGCACAUCCAGUUCCCCAUGCGACGGCUACUCAGCUACCUGUUCAUGUAUCUCCAAAUGCAUCCCAAGAUGAGGAAAAGGUCCUGCCUUUCGUUGGAGAACGUGUUAAAGCGCAUUCCACUGCCCCAUCUCCGUUUUCUUCAGGACAGGCUUCAACUCUUUCAAAUCUUAAUGUGUACGUGGUUCUUAAUAAUAGACUAGCAGGAAUAAGUCAGCAACACCAACAGCAAAUGCACAGAAUUAUUCCCUUGGCAAUGGAACGGGCUAUUAGGGAGAUUAUUGCGCCUGUGGUUGAUCGUAGUGUUACCAUCGCUUGCAUGACGACGAGGGAGCUAAUACAGAAGGAUUAUGCCCUUGAAGCGGACGACAAUAGAACGCUUCAUUCGUCAAAUCUAAUGGUUGCGAGUUUGGCGGGAAGUUUGGCUCAUGUGACGUGCAAGGAACCUCUUCGUGUUGCAAUGGCAAGUCAUAUUCGCAACGCUCUCCAGCCGAGUAUUAGCUCUGACGUAUUAGAGCAGACUGUGCACGUCGUGACGAACGACAAUCUUGAUUUAGGCUGUGCAGUUAUUGAAAAAGCCGCAACAGAGAAGGCUUUGCGAGAUCUUGAGGAUUCCAUGGCACCUAUUUUGAUAGCUAGAAGAACACAAAGGGAUGUUGUUCAUCAAGCAUACACUCAAGGGAAUCUUUCAAGGUUACCUGAGUCUCUUCGACCCAAAGCUGGUAGAUUGUCACCCGCUCAACAACGUGUUUUUGAGGAUUUCGCUCGUCUGCCAUGGCAAACACAAGCCUCAGCUGCAAGCACUCGCCCAAAUUAUCCGAACGUAUUUCCUUCUCAUACUUCUACCGCUAUUACGCAAGCGUCGGAUGUCAAUGCUGACGAAGUGGAUGUUCGCACCCAGUCGCCAACAAGUUUUCCUGACGGAGGAGCCCGACAUCAAGAAGUAUUGUCAAGUGAUGGAACUUCUGCUUUACUUCCAGAUGGAAGUGGCGCAGAGCUUCUAAAGCUCCACGUCCCCAACAUUUUGCCUGGACCAACUUUACCGACGGAACCACCCGGACCUGUAAGUCGGCCUGUGAAAGAUGAUGUUAAACCUAUUCCUCGCGACACUGAUCCGGUUGGACUUCGUGAUCAGAUUGCCCUCCUGUUCGAUGAAUGGGCUCGGGUGUGCAAUACCCCAGGCGCUAAUGAUAAAACAUAUGCAAAUUUUAUAUCUCAACUUACGCAAUCUGGUUUCCUCAAAGGCGAUGAUGUGACGGAUCAAUUUUUCAGAAUUCUUACUGAGCUAGCUGUGGCGCAUUCGCUUUCUGUGGAAUCCUCUCCUAUUGGCACUUUAAAUUUUGCGGCCGUUGAUUUGUACGCCAAACUUGUUGUGCUCCUUGUGAAGUUUUAUGCGGCGGAAUCAACAGCAAAUAAAGUCGGCCUUCUUAACAGAGUUUUGAACGUGACUGUGCGCGUGAUUCAAAAGGACGCUGACGAGAAGAAAACUUCGUUUCAGCCGCGUCCUUACUUCCGCUUGUUUCUAACAUGGCUCAUGGAUUUUAAUGCGCCAGACCCAUCAUUGGAUUCUAGCGUUUAUCAGAUUCUUCUUUCCUUCACCAAUGCCCUCACGAUGUUGCAACCCCUGAACACGCCGGGAUGGAGCUUUGUGUGGUUGGAGUUGAUUAGUCAUCGUACCUUUAUGCCGAAGCAACUUUUAGUUCAGCAACCGAAAGGCUGGCCGAAUUUUCAACGCCUCCUUGUAUCGCUUUUCAGAUUUAUGGACCCCUACUUGAGAAGUGCGGAACUCAGUGACCCGAUCAGGCUGCUGUACAAAGGCACUUUACGCGUGUUGCUUGUGCUCCUCCACGACUUCCCAGAGUUCCUCUGCGAUUAUCAUUUCAGCUUCUGCGACGUCAUUCCCCCGAGCUGUAUUCAAAUGCGUAAUCUCAUACUGAGCGCAUUCCCACGAAAUAUGCGACUGCCAGAUCCAUUUACUCCAAACUUGAAGGUCGAUUUGUUGCCGGAAAUAAGCCAUCCUCCUCGCAUACUGUCUGAUGUGGAAGCUGCCUUGAAAAGCAAGCAACUCAAGGGUGACGUUGACGAGUAUUUGAAGACGCGCCUGUCACCACCCUUGUUUCUUGUCGAUUUGAAGCAGCGGCUGCUAUUGUCACAGCACGAAUCCGGAUUGAGUGGAACGCGGUACAACGUCCCUCUGAUAAACUCGCUGGUGCUCUAUGUGGGAAUGCAGGCAAUCCAACAGCUACAGGCUAAGACCGCCCCUCAAAUCGGUGUCCCGACCGCGCCUAUCACGCACAGCGCUCCCAUGGACAUAUUCCAGAAGCUGAUUGUAGAGCUUGAUACCGAGGGCCGCUACUUGUUCCUCAACGCCAUCGCCAACCAGCUCCGCUAUCCAAACAACCAUACGCAUUACUUCUCGUGCGUGUUGCUCUACUUGUUCGCCGAAGCCAGCCAGGAGAUCAUCCAAGAGCAAAUCACGAGAGUUUUGCUGGAAAGGCUCAUCGUCAACCGUCCUCAUCCGUGGGGUCUGCUCAUCACUUUCAUCGAGCUAAUCAAGAAUCCCCGCUACAACUUUUGGAACCACGCAUUCGUGCGAUGCGCUCCGGAGAUCGACAGGCUGUUUGAAUCGGUCGCGAGAUCUUGCAUGGGACCACCGGCGAAGCCGACGGACGAGGAGAUCAACGCGAGCUUGAGCGCCGAGGCGAUCAAAGGCUAAACAAACACGCGUGAAGAAACCAAAAAGAAAAAAAGAGGAGGAAGAACAAAAACUAGGAAAAAAAGGAAAGAACGAUCGAAGAAAGGAGUGUAAGUAACUCGGCCUCGUUCUUUUUGGUUUUUUUUUUUGCUCUCCCCAUUUUCCCUUGUUUUUGUGUACAGCGCGAUGUAUCAUAGAAAUUUUUUUUUCCCCCUAUCAACAAAUUUUCCGUACGGUUCUCGUGUCA